Molecule: messenger RNA, 1744 nt
Organism: Schistocerca americana (American grasshopper)
Lineage: Eukaryota; Metazoa; Arthropoda; Insecta; Orthoptera; Acrididae
Exons: 4
Coding region: 520-1182 (220 amino acids)
Source: RefSeq, a predicted model, not a curated record
CCCCUGCCACUGACUCUGCUCCACCUGUUGAGCUUUUUGCGGCUAACCGCACACGCAUUCCUGUCACUGGCACAGCUCUCGUCCAGCUCGAUUUCAAUUCUGGUACUACAUUCCCAUGGUCCUUCUGCGUAGCUUCAGUUGAUGAACCCAUCAUUGGUAUAGACUUCCUCCGUCACUACAAGCUAUCAGUGGACAUCGACGAUUCUUCUUUACUCUCAAAAUCAGGCAUUCGCAUUCCAUUCUCGACACGCACCACCGACACCUCAUCCUCUAUCAUCGAGAAACGUCGCCGCUGUGCGGCACUCUCCGUCGAUUUGGCUACAACCACGUCUUCUCUCAUCCACCUCCAACGUGAAUCCUCAGCCCUCAGCGCUCUUCGGCGCCGUCUUUGUGAAUUACAGGCUGAAAUCGACUCCUGCGACCGCACAAUUGCGUCUCUUACUCCGCCCCACAACGUUGUUUUACCGCCGGACCGCUCCUUUUCUGGUCGCCGUGUUUAACACGACGCCGGGGCUACCGAUGCCAUGGACGCAGCGCCCAUGGCUGACACCUCGCCUACCCAGCAUGACGUCGCGGUGCCAACGGUUAUCGAGCGGCGCUCGGUUGCCACCCAGACCCCACCACACCGCCACAACACCGGGCAUGCCUUACGGUGCCCUUGUCGCCUGUAGCUGUCACCUCGACGCCUCCACCACUGACCCACGAGGCGCCGGUUGCAGUAACGACGCCCGUUCCGAGCUCUGCCACCACACAUGCCGCCGCCGCCACCACAUCCAUACCGACGCCCUCGAGGCACCACAUGCAGAUGUGCUUCCAGAAGUUCCUUCGGAAUCUGAACCUGACAGAUUUUGGCACAAGGUUGGACAAAUCUCAUCCAACGAUGGUGCACAUUUUUAUUGUGCUUCAACAGACUUCACCCUGGCUAUACUAUUACCUCUGCAUUCCACAGCAGAAUGUGAGCGAGUAUUCAGCAAGAUAUUCAGAAUGAAAAUGAAGUUGACAAACCAGCUGUCUACAUCUGCAGUGAAUGUAACUCUCCUGGCAUCAGAGUGCGCCAAAUGGUGCUGCGCUACAUUCCAGUUGAUCAUGUCUAUGAUUGAAAGAAUGGCCGAAGGACACAAUGAAGUUGAUAGAUUCCCAACUAUAUUAGACGAUUACAUCGAAGUCAGUAACAGUGAUUAGAUUCACCCAGACACGUUCAAACUGUUCUAGCAGUGACAUUGUUUAUUUUAUGUAAACUGAAUGUGGAGGGGGGAGUGUUUAUCACAAUUGUGUGAACUAUCUCAGCAUGCAUCUCAGCCAACCCACACUACCACCUACUGCCACCUAUCUGUAGUCCCUGUCCGUGUCCUCCAUGCUCGCUACCUUGAGAUUCCUACAGUAAAUGUCCUAAAGAACAGACACCACAGAUUCACAUAACUGAUUUCCUUCAGUGAGUAAUGAAUCCACCACCUUCAAUGUUGAUGAAUAAUUGUGUUUGGCCUGCUGUGGGAAUAUUAGAGCAGCAACCCUGGAAGACAUGGAUGGGGACUAUGGAUAGGUGGCACUGGGUGGGACUGUGGGUCUGCUGAGAUAGCCCGCACAAUUGCUAUAAACUCUAUGUCCAGGCGACAGAGUGGUUAAUGGAGCUGCCAGUAAGCAGAAGAUCCUGAGUUGGUAGCCCAGUCCAGCACACAUUUUCACUCAUUGCCACUGUUCUCCAUAAAGUACAGAUGUAGCUGACAUCAGUAGUUCCUUCCAACCC